CACUCCGCACCUAAAGAGUUGCGAAACAGCAUUCGCCGAAGCUUGCGACAUAAGGGGGGUAUAGUUUUCAUUAGCGGUUGGUGAGCGGUGUUAGUCUGAAGGUUUCAAUACAUUGUGAACAAGGGCAUGGUAUUCUGGAUACGUUUUUACUUCACAUUGGUGGUAUCUGUGUUUAGCUUCAACAAUGGAGUCAGCGGGGACAUUGACCGAACAUUGACAGCUACCAAGGAAGAGCUAUAUCUGACGUCACCGGGUUACCCACUGGGGUACCCGAACAACUUACAAAGUAAAUGGGAAAUUGUCGGGCCCGAGUUCAGCAAGAUAAAGGUGACGGUCCUGAGCACUGACAUCGACCGGCAGGACGGCUGUGAAGGAGACUACGUCGAGGUGCUUGAUGGAAGCACGACCAACUGGGGCGUGGCGUCUCUUGGGAGUUUCUGCUUCAAUACACCUUCAUUCACAAGCAGCGGCCCCAUCAUCACAAUCAGGUUUACAACUGAUGGAUCAGGAACCAGUAAGGGCUUCCGGCUGAAGUACCACUAUGAAGAAACAGACACGGAUACCUCGUUAAUUCACGGUAUUUUGAUAAUGGUGGGUGUGGUCGUAUUCUUUAUUGUUCUUUACACCACUGCCACGAGAUGUUCUAAGAAGAACUCUGAGAGGAGAAAUCCACUUGAAAACCUGCAUCAAAAUCAGCACACAGAGCAAGGGUCUCCGAACAGUUACGGUACAGAGUUAUCUGCCCCUCCUCCGACAUACAACGAAGUCGUUAAUAGCGGCAACAUCAAUAAUAAUAAUUAUAAUAAAGACAAUCUGGAUGAUACUUCCCCGCCACCGUAUUCAUCAUUACGCAUAUCAGACACGACUGUGGACAUGCAGCUGAAUGAAAGGGAUAAUACUCAGAGUUCUAGUCCUACCGGAAGUGUCUGUUGAUCGUUAUGCAUACUACCAAUCACCGGUUUGUUUGUGACGACACCGAUUGCUCACAGGCCUCCUCUAAUUGGCUAAGUGCUAAUAGGGGCGGCGUGCAAUAUUCAGGUGAUGUUUUAAUAAUUUAUUGAAAUAUAUCCUCACAAAGUUUGUGAGUGAAUGAAUGAAUGAAUGAAUGAAUGAAUGAAUGAAUGAAUGAAUGAAUGAAUGAAUGAAUGAAUGAAUGAAUGAAUGAAUGAGCGAACGAGUUAAUCCAGUUUGUAUGCUAGACUGCAAUCACGUGGUACUUUGAUCUUUUAUCAUUAACAAAUGCAUUUACUAUCAUAUAUUUAUAUUUUUUAUAUUGACAAUUGUUGAUUCAUGUAGAUUAAAUAAUAUUUCUGU
Haliotis rubra (blacklip abalone) is the source of this 1314-nucleotide messenger RNA. RefSeq names its product CUB and sushi domain-containing protein 3-like. The transcript is spliced from 5 exons. NCBI's taxonomy places the organism in Eukaryota, Metazoa, Mollusca, Gastropoda, Lepetellida, Haliotidae. The record is from RefSeq and is a predicted model, not a curated record. Bases 127 to 933 code for a protein of 268 amino acids.